Molecule: messenger RNA, 1193 nt
Organism: Rhododendron vialii
Lineage: Eukaryota; Viridiplantae; Streptophyta; Magnoliopsida; Ericales; Ericaceae
Exons: 6
Coding region: 183-890 (235 amino acids)
Biological process (GO): GPI anchor biosynthetic process
Cellular component (GO): endoplasmic reticulum membrane
Source: RefSeq, a predicted model, not a curated record
CUUGAACCAUUUGUUAGUUCCACCAAUCUCAAGCGAGAGAUUCGAGACCAAACGCUGGAAUAAAGAGCGCUUCAUUCAAAGGGAUUGAGAUUGUUCUCCAUCUCGAUUUCUUUCCCACGGAAGUCGAUUGCUCCUCUCUCUCUCUCUCUCUCUCUCUCUCUCUCUCCCCGCUUCCUUGCUAUAUGGAAGUACAAAGACUUGUCCAGGUACAAAUUAUUUUUAUGGUUGGAAUCCAGCUGGCAUUUUUUUCAUUAAGGGGCUCUUGCACCCAUGCAUUUUCUAGCGAGGCAGCCAAGUGUGACUCGAAUCCUGAUGUCAAAACGCAUGCUAGAAGUGAUUGGCCUUCCGCAGAGAAGUAUAUUACAGAACCCUAUUUUGAGAUACAUGAUAGCUUUGUCAAUUCCAGUUUUAGAAAUUUCAUAGAAAAUGAGCUUCCCAUUGGCUUUUGUGGAGUGUUGCAAAAAGAACUCAAUCUUAUCCUAAGGCUAUCUGUUCUGCAACGCUAUCUAACUGGUGAAGGUUCUCAUAGUCACUUGUCUUCAUCCAUCAAAUUGAGUGGCCAACUAGAGUCCAAAACUGAGCUACCCAGACACACGUGCAAGGCCAUUAUCAUAGAAAAAUUGCCCUCUGGGAUUUUUGCAGAUCCAUUUGAGCUUCAACAUCUUCUCCAGCGUGGUGUCUUCACAGAUGCAACAGUUUUUGGAGAUACAAACUUGGAGUUGCCUUCGGUAGUUUCAAAUCGAUCCGUUGUUGAGGUGCACAUCGAUGUUGAUCUUAAUAUAAUAUCAGGACACAGUAAUGGACUGGAAAUCAAUGUUGAGGUUCCAUUACAUGCACGUUAUCCGCCUUUAGGAGAACAUGGAUUUGCAACAGUUGAAUUCAGGAGCUGACCUAUUCCUACGCUGCAACAUUGACAAGAAAUCCCAUGAUGACAAUUGCUUAUUUAUGGUGACGGGUAUUAGUGAUGAAUCCCAAAGUGUUGUGUGGGAAAUUCCUUGUGGAAUUAUGGAACACUCUGGAGUUGUCUCUAUUGUUACCUUUGUUUCAGUUGUUGUAGCAGCUUUCCUAAUUGUCUUGACAUCCAUUUAUUAUCCACAUAAUCAGAAAUCACAGUGAUCUGAAACAAUCUAUACUACUACCCAUUUUUACGGAAAUUCUCACGUGCCGGAGCCGGAGCCAGAACUGGUGCUGGA